Felis catus (domestic cat) is the source of this 3492-nucleotide messenger RNA. It is a transcript of the gene CPSF7, whose product is annotated as cleavage and polyadenylation specific factor 7. Lineage: Eukaryota; Metazoa; Chordata; Mammalia; Carnivora; Felidae. Gene Ontology annotation, molecular function: mRNA binding. The transcript has 9 exons. The record is from RefSeq and is a predicted model, not a curated record. Gene Ontology annotation, biological process: mRNA alternative polyadenylation. Bases 60 to 1475 code for a protein of 471 amino acids. Gene Ontology annotation, cellular component: mRNA cleavage and polyadenylation specificity factor complex.
GCAGUGGCAUCUUUCUUACUUGGUCGGUUCUCCGGGCUCGCGAUCUUCCUUCCGGAGCCAUGUCAGAAGGAGUGGACUUGAUUGAUAUAUAUGCUGACGAGGAGUUCAAUCAGGACCCGGAGUUCAACAAUACAGAUCAGAUUGACCUGUAUGAUGACGUGUUGACAGCCACCUCACAGCCCUCAGAUGACAGAAGCAGCAGCACUGAGCCACCUCCCCCUGUUCGCCAGGAGCCGUCUCCCAAGCCCAAUAACAAGAGCCCUGCAAUCCUGUACACGUACAGUGGCCUGCGUAAUAGGCGAGCUGCUGUCUAUGUGGGCAGCUUCUCCUGGUGGACUACAGACCAGCAGCUGAUCCAGGUUAUUCGCUCUAUAGGAGUCUAUGAUGUGGUGGAGUUGAAAUUUGCAGAGAAUCGAGCAAAUGGCCAGUCCAAAGGGUAUGCUGAGGUGGUGGUAGCCUCUGAAAACUCUGUCCACAAAUUGUUGGAACUCCUGCCAGGAAAAGUUCUUAAUGGAGAAAAAGUGGACGUGAGGCCGGCCACCCGGCAGAACCUGUCACAGUUUGAGGCACAGGCUCGGAAACGUGAGUGCGUCCGAGUCCCAAGAGGGGGAAUACCUCCACGGGCCCAUUCCCGGGAUUCUAGUGAUUCUGCUGAUGGACGGGCCACACCCUCUGAGAACCUUGUACCCUCAUCUGCCCGUGUGGAUAAGCCCCCCAGUGUGCUGCCCUACUUCAAUCGCCCUCCUUCAGCCCUCCCCCUGAUGGGUCUGCCCCCACCCCCAAUUCCACCCCCACCCCCUCUCUCCUCAAGCUUUGGGGUCCCUCCUCCUCCUCCUGGCAUCCACUACCAGCAUCUCAUGCCCCCUCCUCCUCGAUUACCUCCUCAUCUGGCUGUACCUCCCCCUGGGGCCAUCCCACCUGCCCUUCACCUCAAUCCAGCCUUCUUCCCCCCACCAAAUGCUACAGUGGGGCCUCCACCAGAUACUUACAUGAAGGCCUCAGCACCCUAUAACCACCAUGGCAGCCGAGAUUCGGGCCCUCCGCCCUCCACAGUGAGCGAAGCAGAAUUUGAAGAGAUCAUGAAGCGAAAUAGAGCGAUUUCCAGCAGUGCCAUUUCCAAAGCGGUAUCUGGAGCCAGUGCAGGGGAUUACAGUGACGCGAUUGAGACGCUGCUCACAGCCAUUGCUGUUAUCAAACAGUCCCGGGUCGCCAAUGAUGAGCGUUGCCGUGUCCUCAUCUCCUCUCUUAAGGACUGUCUUCAUGGCAUUGAAGCCAAGUCCUACAGUGUGGGUGCCAGCGGGAGCUCGUCCAGGAAAAGACAUCGAUCCCGAGAGAGGUCACCUAGCCGGUCCCGGGAGAGCAGCAGGAGGCAUCGGGACCUGCUUCAUAACGAAGAUCGACAUGAUGAUUAUUUCCAAGAAAGGAACCGGGAGCAUGAGCGGCACCGGGAUAGAGAGCGGGACCGGCACCACUGAGAAAGGAGUCUGGUUGGAAGCAAAUGUUUUUUUAAUGGACUUGCAUCUCCUCACCUUGAUCAGGACUAAAGGACGGAGGCCACUCCACCCCUCCCCCUUCCUCCAAGCCCCUAACCCCCUUCAGACACCCAGGGAAUACCCUCUGCCCUACAGGAUUGAAGGUUGCCUGGCGGCCCUCCCAAUCCCACACCUCCUGUUUGUCAGGGGAACGAACCUAAAGACUUCGUGUGGUUGGGAGGGGUGGCAGACAGGAAGAAAACAUGUCCAGGCCCCUGGUCUCCAUAGAGAAUGGUGCUCUGUCCGAGGAAACGUAGGAGUUUCUGAGUCUCCAGGAGUGGUUCAGUGGUGAGGUUGGCGGGAAGGCUCUCUUCCCAAAGAAGAUGGAUCCUCCCUGCAGGAUCUGGGAGAGGGACUGGGUGCGCCAAAAUCCGCCCGGGGUCCUGCCCUCAGCACUAGGUUUGAUGGGGCCAAGAGGGUCAACCCCUUGCUAACAUACCACUUCUUUGUUUAACUCCUUUACCCUCCCAGCCCUUGGAGAGGGACCCUGAGAACAGAAAUUCCCUCAUGAGAAGCCUCUCCUGUCCUUGCGUUUCCCUCUUACAUAUUGACGGUUGGUUUCCCUGACCUCCCAGAGGGCCGAACCUUCCCGGCCCCCUGCCGCCCAGCCGCCUCAGUGGACCUGCCCUUCCUGAGCAGAGAAGGCCCCUGAGGUCGCUUUCUGCCGGGAAGCCGGCAGCGCCACUUACCGCCCUCUGCUGCUUCGUGCUUGGUCGCCUCUUGCAAUAACCGGCUGUACUAGGUGUUCCCUUUCCUGGGGCUUUUCCAUUUCACACGUGGAGCCCCUCCCCCGAGAAGGCUGCUUCCUUGUUUUAGAGGAAGAUACUGCCACUGGGAGUUGGGGACAUCGGACCUCAGCAACGAAGAACCCUUGUGAAGUACCAGGAGGAGUGGGAGAGGAGGCAAGCUGGGCAAGAGAGAGCCUACUUCCAUAGGCUUUUCUGUUUUCAGGUUCGAUGUGAGCAGGGGCUUACAUCCUCCAGGUACAUACCUUUACUUAUCGUGGGAUAACCUGGCACUAGUAGGCAGGUAAAGUCACAAAUGUGGUGUCUUUCCACCUUUUGACUGUUGACUUAAUAGCUCCCCUCGCUCUACGUGGAGGCACUUCCUGCCUCUAAUGGGGAGCAAGGAAGAAGUGGAGCCUGACUUGAAUGAGUUCAGCUCAGAGUUCUAAGGACCACCACUCUGGGGGCCGUUUUCUACACAGGCAAAUGGAAUUGCUUUUCCCAUAACAUCUAAGUUGUGAUGUGGUUGCUGCUGAAGGAAGAAGCGGCAACGGGGUCCUGCGGUACCCAUGGGGCGAUGGGUGCUGUUUCUGCCUGCAUUUACAGGGCAUGUGACAUCCGACACGAGAAGAGACGUGGCGUGUGAGAUGAGACUUGGCAUGUGAGACGUAGGGUCACUGGAGACCCUUCUGGCUCAGAGGGGAGAGACUGAGUGGGACUGAACCCUUCCUCUGUUCCCUGCACGUUUCUGACAUAGCCCUCAAUCAGUCAGUGAGGGGUCCCCCCAGGGUUGGAGAGGCACAUUCCCUUGGGACAGAGGCUACAGGUUUGUAGCUUUUUUCCCCCUGUCCCCCAACCCCAUCCCCACCUCCACUUCAGAACACGGCCCCCCGCCCAACUGGCCAAGUGUUAAGUGAUGUGCUUAUCCUCAAGAGCAGCUCCGGGUGUCUUUUUAAAAUGUAGAGAAAACCAAGUAAGGUGACAGUUUAAGGAAGAAAAUAUAUAGAAUACCAGAAAAGCCGUUUACCCGGAGAAUUUUUUUCUCCCCACUUUUGUUUUGUUUUUACUCAAUGACACAAAUUUUAGUUUUAUUUCCUGAUAGCAAAAGGAAAAAAAAAAAAAAAAAAAACAACCCAGCCCUCAAAAAAGCCAAGGCCCCGUCCCCCUGUUGUCGGUGAUUUGUUUGUCUUUCUGAUAGGUUGAAAAUUGUGUAAUAAACUUGAUGACGCUGUCAA